AUGAAUUUAACUGAUGUUGAGCGACACUGACACAAUUCACAAUUCUGUCAACCCCUCUCUUGUUUAUUCUUGUGUUCUCCAUCGCACGUCUACUCGGUACUCACCAAAGAUUCCAGUCACUCCUGCACCCGCGUAUAAGAUCUCGCCUAAUAAUUUCUUUCUACCCCUGUGUUCAGUCUCCCUUAAAUAAAGCACGUGCUCAGUCUCUAUCUAUCUAGAGUGUGACGACCCAAGAUUUGGAUGCACACAUCGCUCUCUGUGUGCGCGUGUGUGUAAGCGAUUUUUCAAAUGUCAGACGAGCCUUUGCCGACCCGCUGGUCUUUUCAGGAAUUCAAGUUGUUUUAUGAUAUGAAGUUUGGGAGGAAGAGAGACUCCAAGGAGAAAGAUGCGGAUACAAAUGACGAAAGUGUUCGUAAUGGAAAUUUUUCCAAUGUUACAUCAAAUGGGACUGUGCAUGUGAAGAACUCAUCUGAGUUGUCCAUCUACGAGCAGUAUCGUAAUCAGGAUCGAGGAGCAUCAACACACAACAAUGAAGUUUCUUCUGCUGGAGUUGAUGAAAAACCGCAAAAGUCUUUACUUCCUCCUUUUGAGUCAGCUGAAAUGCGUACUUUAGCAGAAAGUUUAAGCAGGGAUAUCAUUCGUGGUAGUCCGGAUGUUAAAUGGGAAAGCAUUAAAGGGUUAGAGAAUGCCAAACGGCUACUCAAAGAAGCUGUUGUCAUGCCCAUAAAAUAUCCAAAGUACUUCACUGGUCUUUUAACACCAUGGAAAGGUAUUCUCCUAUUUGGACCCCCAGGAACUGGGAAGACUAUGCUAGCAAAAGCUGUUGCAACCGAGUGCAAUACCACAUUCUUCAACAUUUCUGCAUCAUCAGUUGUCAGCAAAUGGCGCGGUGACUCGGAGAAAUUAAUUAAAGUAUUAUUUGACCUGGCUAGGCAUCAUGCUCCAUCAACUAUAUUUCUCGAUGAGAUUGAUGCAAUUAUCAGCCAACGAGGUGAAGGACGCAGUGAGCAUGAAGCUAGCAGGCGCUUGAAAACUGAGUUACUCAUACAGAUGGACGGUUUAACUCGGACGGAUGAACUUGUUUUUGUCUUGGCAGCAACAAACCUACCCUGGGAACUAGAUAUGGCCAUGCUCAGACGUCUUGAGAAACGGAUCCUUGUACCGCUUCCGGAACCAGAAGCUAGAAGAGCCAUGUUUGAGGAAUUGCUACCAUCAAACUUUCAGGAAGAGAAACUUCCUUAUGAUUUGUUGGUGGAAAAGACUGGAGGAUUUUCGGGUUCUGAUAUUCGGCUAUUGUGCAAAGAGGCUGCAAUGCAGCCCCUGAGACGGUUAAUGGCACUUCUUGAGGACAGACAAGAACUGGUACCUGACGAUGAGUUGCCCAAAGUUGGUCCAAUUACACAUGGAGACAUUGAGAUGGCUUUGAACAACACUAGACCAUCUGCGCAUCUCCUUGCUCAUCGCUAUGACAAGUUUAAUGCUGACUAUGGCAGCCAAAUACUCCAGUGAAGGCACCAAGUUCUAUCAUCCCGUGUUGUUCUCUAGUUUAAGUUUUUAGGCCUGUAAAGCCAAACGGUGUUUCAGUUCCAACUGUUUCUAGCAAAAGUAAACAAAUUAGAAACACUGUGUUGAGAUUUUGUUUCAUCAAAUAUUUGCUUAUUCCCAGUUUGGCUUCAUCAAAUCCGAAGUUUUUUGAACUGUUUGCUCACUUGGAACAAAUAUAUAAAUAUAACCUUUAGUCUCAA
Molecule: messenger RNA, 1745 nt
Organism: Olea europaea var. sylvestris
Lineage: Eukaryota; Viridiplantae; Streptophyta; Magnoliopsida; Lamiales; Oleaceae
Product: katanin p60 ATPase-containing subunit A-like 2
Exons: 11
Coding region: 289-1509 (406 amino acids)
Molecular function (GO): ATP binding; ATP hydrolysis activity
Source: RefSeq, a predicted model, not a curated record